UUAAUUAUUUCGUCUUUCCCUUCAACAACGAAUCCGUCCCGUUCCAGUCUCGGUCAAACUUCCCCACCACAACACAGCUUUUUUUCUUUUCUUUAUUUCCUCUCUCUCUCUCUCUCUCAUUAACCGUACGAAGCCGAAGCUGGGAAAUUGACAGCGAGGGGAUAUUAUUUUCUGAAGAAGGAUUUGUUGCUUUAAACUGCAACUGAUCAGGAUUAUGAUUUCUUCUUUUGUGACACUUUAAUUGAAGAAGACCUGAUUUGGGCUGAUAUUACUGAAAGAUUUGAAUUAUCAUGGCUGGGAUUGAUGACAACGUUGCUGUAAUAGGGGAUUGGGCCCCUCCUGAGCCUAGCCCAAGGACGUUCUUCUCAACCAUCUUAGGUGAUGAUUUUGGUUCAAGGCCAUUCUCAGAGCUGCUUGAACAUAAUGGAAAUGGAGGGAGUUUACCCAAUAGUAGUCAGGGGACUCAUGCGGGAGCUGAUCAGAAAGAUAUGGCAAGUUCGGAAGAUAAAAAUGGGACAGGAGUUGAUGCUUCUACCCAUCUUUUGUCAGAACCAAGCCUUUUUUCUAUCCAAAAAUCAAGUUCACGAGGGGGACUUGCAGAGAGAAUGGCAGCAAGAGCUGGGUUUAGUGCACCAAAAUUGAAUACUGAAAAGAUCAGAUCCGCUAACCUGUCCUCAUCACCUGAAAUCCAGUCUCCCUAUAUAACAAUUCCACCGGGUCUAAGUCCAACCACCUUGCUGGAUUCUCCAGUUUUCCUUUCCAAUUCUCUGGCACAGCCUUCUCCUACAACAGGCAAAUUCUCUUUUGCCUCAAGUAGUAACAGUAGAAGCUCAUUGUCAAUCUCAGAAGCUCCUGAAAGAAGUAAGGAUGGCACUUUCGAAGAUGUUGAUACCUCAUCUUUUGAGUUCAAGCCUCAUUUAAAAUCAAGCUCCUUGUUUUUCGCGGAUGCAAAUAAAGUCACUAGUGUGUCAAAUCUCCAGCAGUCAUUUCCCAGAAUUGAGGUCUCAGUUCAAUCAGGGAAGUCUCUAAUGUCUCAGAAUGCAGAACAAACAGAUGUUCUCUCUCAGAAUCAAAAUGGGUUUAAUCAGCCAGAAUUUCCAAAAGCAUCAAUUGGAAGAGAUAGGGAGGGAAAAAAUAUUGUGCCUGAUCCAGUGGUGUUUGAUACAGUUGCAGGCAAUGCUGAAUGUUCUCCACCACUUGAAGAACAACAUGAUGGAGAAGAAGAAAAAAGAGAAGUGAACUCCAUUGGUGGUGCCCCAUCUGAGGAUGGGUACAACUGGAGGAAGUAUGGGCAGAAACAGGUUAAAGGUAGUGAGUUUCCUCGAAGUUAUUACAAAUGCACACAUCCACAUUGUCAAGUAAAGAAGAAGGUAGAACGAUCUCCUGAAGGUCAUAUCACAGAGAUAAUCUAUAAGGGGGCCCACAAUCACCCCAAACCCCCACCUAAUCGACGAUCGGCCAUUGGAUCUUCUAACUUGAGUGACAUGCACCUUGAUAUCCCAGAACAAGCAGGGCUGCAGGAUGGAGCUGUGGGUGAUGCAGCAUGGGCAAGCUCACAGCCAGUAUCUAUCAUUGGAGGCCCUGAGUGGAGGUGUGACAACCUGGAGGUGACUUCAGCUAUGAGCCCCGACUUCUGUGACCCAUCCAACUCACAGGCUCAAAAUGGUCUUCACCUAGAAUCUGGUGAUGCUGUGGAUGUCUCAUCUACUCUUUCCAAUGAUGAAGAUGAAGAUGAUAGGGGAACUCAUGGAAGCAUGUCAUUAGGCUAUGAUGGUGAAGGGGAUGAGUCCGAAUCUAAGAGAAGGAGGAUUGAUGCAUCUGUAUUGGAAAUGAAUGGGGCCUCAAGAGCAAUUCGGGAGCCUAGAGUUGUGGUCCAAACAACAAGUGAGGUAGACAUUCUCGAUGACGGCUACCGCUGGCGGAAGUAUGGGCAGAAAGUUGUCAAAGGAAACCCAAAUCCAAGGAGCUACUACAAGUGCACAAAUGCAGGCUGCACAGUGAGGAAGCAUGUAGAAAGGGCUGCACAUGACCUCAAAUCAGUGAUCACCACAUACGAGGGCAAGCACAAUCAUGAUGUUCCUGCUGCAAGGAACAGUAACCAUGUUAGCUCCAGUAACUCGAUAACAGCACCUCUGCCAACUUCUCAAACUCAAGUUCACAGGCCUGAGCCAUCUCAAAUUCACAAUAGCAUGGCAAGGUUUGAAGGGCCUGCAUCAAUCAGUUCAUUUAGUCUUCCUGGAAGGCAGCAAGUAGGACCCUCAACCGGGUUCACUUUUGCAAUGACCCAGCCAGGCUUGGCCAAUCUGGCAAUGGCUGGGUUGGGCCCCAGUGAAAGGAAGUUACCUGUUUUGCCUGUUCAUCCCUAUCUAGGGCAACAGCGCCAGUUAAGUGAAAUGGGUUUUAUGAUACCAAAAGGGGAACCAAAGGAAGAGACCAUGCCAGAGCCUGGUCUUAACCUUUCAAAUGGGUCAUCCGUAUAUCAUCAGAUCAUGAAUAGGCUUCCUCUUGGACCUCCACUGUAAACCAUGCUGUAAGCGGAAAAUUUUGUGUUGGUAUAUAAUGGCGAUUCACUAUUUUAUAUUUUCUUUCCUCUG
Molecule: messenger RNA, 2594 nt
Organism: Nelumbo nucifera (sacred lotus)
Lineage: Eukaryota; Viridiplantae; Streptophyta; Magnoliopsida; Proteales; Nelumbonaceae
Gene: WRKY2
Product: WRKY DNA-binding protein 2
Biological process (GO): regulation of DNA-templated transcription
Molecular function (GO): DNA-binding transcription factor activity; sequence-specific DNA binding
Source: RefSeq, a predicted model, not a curated record